AUGGCUUCUUCACUACAAGCUGAUACGGCUACAGGGUGUUGCGAUUUCCUUCCGAAGUAUUUGGUCUCUCUCAACGGACGGCUGACAAUUUUCUGGGACAAGUUUAUUGCUGCGGUGCGGAAAUCAGGCUCUGAUCAAGUUCCCCUUCUUAUGCUUCCUAAGAGGUUUGAUGCGGACAUGGUUCAGUUUUACACCCUCACAAAAAGUCAGAUAUACAACACCAAUCUCCCAGAAACCAUUGGCAAGGCCUGCUUUGCCUCUCUAGGAUGGCUGAUUACUGUAACCAAGGAUACAGCGGAUGAUGGGGAAUUGAAGUUUAGUAUGUUCCACCCAUCAAUGCAUUCCAGAAUUGAAAUCCCAAAUGGGGGGACUGAUUUUAUACGCUUCCCCCUUGAGAAUGUAUUGAAGUUUGUGGUGUCGUCGAAUCCUCGUUUGACAUCGGAUUAUAUAGUCAUGUUUCAAUCAUAUAGUAGUUUGGGAUUCUGCAGGCCAGGACUUGGCCAAAGUUGGAAGCGUCUUACAUUUGACUACCAAAAUUACUUCACGGAUCUCACGUAUUAUCAGGGAAACUUCUAUGUUGUGAAUCGAUCUGGUCGUGUUUCUGUUGUUUGUGACAUUGAAGACCCUGAGCGAGCACAUUUGAGUGUUGUUGCUCCCGAAAUUCCGGAUUUGGAGGAGCUUCUAGGUCGUCAUAAAGGCAUUAAGAAUUCAUAUCUGGUGGAAUCAGCAGGGUCCCUAUUGGUGGUUUUGUGUACUUCCAACCAUUACCACUAUGAAACAACUAGUGGCUGCAGGGUUUUCAAGGUCCCGUUCAGUAGUGGCAGUUCAUGGUCCAACUCUGAGGUAUUCGAUUUGGGUGACAGAGCCCUCUUCUUGAGCAAAAGCAAUUCCUCUUUCUCUGUUGAGGUCUCGAGCAACUCCGGAUGCAAGGCCAAUUGCAUAUAUUUCAUGAACAACAAACUGGUCUCCCCAUCUGUGGACUUGGAUAUUGGAAUUUUUCAUAUGGAGAAUGGCAAAAUCGACCGAGACUUUGCCAAGUCUUUCAAUACGGGUUUUGAGGAGGUCAGGGAAUCCCAUCUAUGGAUUCAACCGCAGUGA
Argentina anserina (silverweed cinquefoil) is the source of this 1098-nucleotide messenger RNA. RefSeq lists its product as uncharacterized. The record is from RefSeq and is a predicted model, not a curated record. The transcript has a single exon. NCBI's taxonomy places the organism in Eukaryota, Viridiplantae, Streptophyta, Magnoliopsida, Rosales, Rosaceae. The coding region runs from base 1 to 1098 and encodes 365 amino acids.